GUCGCUGACAAGGUGAAUAAUAAUAUUUGAGGCUGACACAUGGCGGCAGCUCUAGGUAAACUCGUGCCGAGCGCAGUGAUGAGGCGAAGCAUGGUGCAUCAUCGCACAGCGUCGUCGUUCAUGACAGUGCUCAAGCACGGCUCACGCACGACGGAUUCUCCACUGCGUGCCCUCGUCGCAAGGAACCUCCUUCGUCCGACAUGCCACGGGCCGACAAGUUCCGUGACAGGUCGAGGGCUCUCGACCUUCUCGACUGGAGACGGGGGUCCUGGAUUGUUACCGUGUCCUCAGUGUGGAAAUGGACUAAAGCUGUCUGUCGCCGUGGCCGCACCAAACAUCAUGGCCAAGGCCAAUGUCAUCCAGCAAUCAUCAUCGGACGCGUUUGCCAUUCCGUCCAAUUUGACCGAGGGGGACGUGAUUUCCUGCGAAGAAUGCAAGGGCCGCUUCGUCGUCAAGUCUACUGGCGGCUUUCCUUCGCUCGGCGACCGCCCGUCCUCCCAGGCGUCGACCCCGCGACUCACCACCGAAAGCGAGUACAACCGAAUCGUGCACCAAGGAGGAUCUUCACCCGCGGCUGUCGCAACGCCCGAAGCUCAAGACUGCGUGCUCACCCCCCGGCAAAUCUUCGACGGGCUCAACUCGUACGUGAUUGGCCAGGACGCCGUCAAGAAAGCGCUCAGCGUCGGCGUCCACAACCACUACAAGAGGCUGCACAUGCAUGCUGUCAAGAAGAAGACAAGGAGCGACGCCAACAGUCAAUCGGUCGUCCAUUCGCUCGGCCACGGCGUGCAUGUGGAAGCCCUCGUCCCUUCCGCCGACGCGGCGCCAGACGUCGAGGACGACGUGGAGCUGGACAAGACCAACAUGAUGAUCGUGGGACCAACGGGCUCUGGGAAGACGCUCAUGGCCAAGACGUUGGCGCGCAUGGCGCAAGUGCCGCUGGUGAUUGCGGACGCUACGUGCCUCACGCAAGCGGGGUAUGUGGGCGAAGACGUCGAGUCUAUUCUGUUCAAGCUGUACCAGGCCGCCAACUAUGACGUGGAAGCUGCCCAGCGAGGCAUCAUCUACAUUGACGAAAUCGAUAAAAUUUCACGCAAAAGCGAAAACGUGAGCAUCACGCGCGACGUGUCGGGCGAAGGCGUGCAGCAAGCGCUGCUCAAGAUGCUCGAAGGAUGCGUCGUGAACGUCCCCGAGAAGGGCGGGCGCAAGAAUCCACGUGGGGAGUUCAUUGCAAUCGACACGACCAACAUUCUGUUCAUCUGCGGCGGCGCGUUUGCCGGCCUGGAGAAGAUCGUGUCGAGUCGCACGGCGGCCAGCGCGUCGAUUGGGUUUGGUGCGCGCCUGCCCACCACCAAACCGGACGGACUCGAAAGUGUCGGGCAGCUGCUGAUGCUGUCCGAGCCCCAGGACCUCGUCUCGUACGGCUUGAUCCCCGAGUUUGUCGGCCGUUUCCCAGUGGUUGUGAGCACGCUGGGUCUGACCCAAGAUGAGCUCGUGCGGGUGCUCACAGAGCCCAAGAACUCGCUCAUCAAGCAGUACCAGGCGCUGUUCGCCCUCCAAAACGUCGACUUCCACGUGUCCCCUUGUGGAUUGGACGCCGUGGCCGACUUGGCCGUGCAGCGCAACACGGGCGCCCGCGGGUUACGCGCCAUCUUUGAGCGCGCAUUGGUGGAAACCAUGUUUCAUAUCCCAGAUAUGCCGCAUGUCAAGGCCGUGUACGUUGACGGCGACGUGAUCGCUGGCCGCAAACACCCUGUGCUGCUUCGACACGACGUGGCCAAGUAUGUGAACGACAAGAACAAAGCGUUCGAAGUGGACCACCCCGCCGAUGCCGACGCUACGGCCGCGGCGGCGUAAGAUGAUACUCAUCAUAUUGAAACAUAAAGAGAUGCGCAGGGGUUUAUUACACGAACGAGUGGAUGUGGGUUCACGAGGUCCCGCAGUGUAGUUUACGUCGUAGCACUCUGUAUUGAUUGUACUAUAAACGUUAAUAUAAUGGAAUACUAGUACGGGUU
Messenger RNA from Aphanomyces astaci, 2015 nucleotides. Its product is annotated as ATP-dependent Clp protease, ATP-binding subunit ClpX. The transcript has 4 exons. The coding region runs from base 40 to 1857 and encodes 605 amino acids. Gene Ontology annotation, molecular function: ATP-dependent protein folding chaperone; ATP binding; ATP hydrolysis activity. NCBI's taxonomy places the organism in Eukaryota, Oomycota, Saprolegniomycetes, Saprolegniales, Verrucalvaceae. Gene Ontology annotation, cellular component: mitochondrial matrix. The record is from RefSeq and is a predicted model, not a curated record. Gene Ontology annotation, biological process: protein folding; protein catabolic process; proteolysis.